UUUUACACGUGUUGGAUGUCUAUUUCGUCCUUCACAUUUGUCAGCCCCUCACUUUACUCUGAAUUAAGCUCCAUCUGCCUCGCACUGCAACUGAUAUAUCCGCCACGUCGUUUCGUUCACUCGGUCGGUUUCAAUUGCCCUGAAUUCAGCGCGGAUCCGAGGAAAUUCGGUGGUCAAGCGAGGUCGAUGGCGGCUGUGGUCGGUGAGAAGAAGAAUAAGAAAGUGGAUGUGUUCAAUACGGAGGAGGAUCUGGCGGUUUCUCUGGCGAGGUACACCGCGGAUCUAUCAGAUAAGUUUACUAAAGAGAGGGGCUCUUUCACUGUGGUUCUAUCCGGUGGUUCUCUCAUCCAGUCGCUCAGGAAAUUAGUGGAACCGCCUUACAUUGAUUCCAUCGAAUGGUCAAAGUGGCAUGUUUUCUGGGUGGAUGAGAGGGUUGUCCCCAAGGAUCACGCUGACAGUAACUAUAAACUAGCAUUUGAUGGUUUUCUUCGACAGGUACCAAUUCUCCCUGGUAAUGUUUAUGCCAUCAACGAUGCACUGUCGGCUGAAGAUGCAGCUGAGGAUUAUGAGACCUGUCUUAAACAUUUAGUUCAUUGCAAGGUGCUAGACGCUGCAGGUAAUGGGUUUCCAAAGUUUGAUCUCAUGCUUCUUGGUAUGGGCCCAGAUGGACAUGUAGCUUCUUUGUUCCCAGGGCAUCCUCUUGUAAAGGAGAAUGAGAAAUGGGUGACCUUCAUUAAGGACUCACCGAAACCGCCUCCAGAGAGAAUUACUUUCACAUUUCCUGUGAUCAACUCCUCUGCUUAUAUUGCGCUUGUGGUGUGUGGUGCUGAUACAGCAGAACCAGUGCACAAAGCACUGCGAGGAAGUGACGAUUUCGAUAAGCUCCCUGUUGAAAUGGUUUCACCUGAAGUGGAGCUGACUUGGUUUUUGGACAAGGCCGCAGCUACAAAGCUUUAGGAGGUUUGAAAGGAAAGGGUGUCCAGUCCUGUCCUGAUUGAGGAUAUUUUUGAUGCUUCUAGUAUUAUCUUGACUGGAUUUAUAGAGUGAGAUCAAUUGAUUUGCCACAUACUUGUAUGGGUGAUGGAGUGUGUUGUAAUUUGAUUUAAAACUGUCGCUUAUGUUACUUUUCAAUGAAUUAGCAUGCCCUGUGAUAAAAAAGUGUGAUUACAACAAGUA
This is a messenger RNA of Tripterygium wilfordii, 1176 nucleotides long. Its product is annotated as probable 6-phosphogluconolactonase 4, chloroplastic. Bases 16 to 957 code for a protein of 313 amino acids. The record is from RefSeq and is a predicted model, not a curated record. Lineage: Eukaryota; Viridiplantae; Streptophyta; Magnoliopsida; Celastrales; Celastraceae. Gene Ontology annotation, biological process: carbohydrate metabolic process; pentose-phosphate shunt. Gene Ontology annotation, molecular function: 6-phosphogluconolactonase activity. The transcript is spliced from 4 exons.